This is a messenger RNA of Puccinia graminis f. sp. tritici CRL 75-36-700-3, 1722 nucleotides long. RefSeq lists its product as uncharacterized. The coding region runs from base 94 to 1467 and encodes 457 amino acids. Gene Ontology annotation, cellular component: mitochondrial small ribosomal subunit. Gene Ontology annotation, molecular function: structural constituent of ribosome. The transcript has 9 exons. The record is from RefSeq and is a predicted model, not a curated record. Lineage: Eukaryota; Fungi; Basidiomycota; Pucciniomycetes; Pucciniales; Pucciniaceae.
UCACUCACCACCACCACCCACUCUCCUCCAACCACACAGCACUCAAGAGACCAAGCCAAGAACCACAGCCCAAAACAAGCCAAAGCAGAAAAGAUGACAAGCAAGACCAGAACAUUGAUCACCCAACUGAUCCUCAACCAACAACGAAGAACUAACAACACCCUCCUCAACACCCCACCACCAUCACUUCGAUUCAAAUCAUCCGGUUCAUCAGGCGGAGGAUCUCGUACACCGAUCAAGAUCAAAAUCAAUAAGAAGGAUGCAGAUCCUGGGCCCCGUCCAGGUCCCGAUCCGGGGCAAUUGGUCAACCUGGACUACAUCACUCAACCUCCUAUCAAUCUCUCCGCAGUCCCAGAUCUAGAGCCCUCCAAAAUGACCAGCGAAAACGUCGGUAAAUCGUUUAAAUUUUCCAAACAAAUGGCCAAAGCGAUCGACACCUUUUCGAUCCCUUCAUCGAUAUCCAAAGACUGGAAAGCAAUGUCUGUGCCAGUGACAACGCUUCGAAAAGCUUCAGUCGACUUGAUCUCUCGUUUAGCACAAGCCAAAAAAUCAACUACUACCGAUAAACCCAACGUGCUCACACUCAAUGGACAAGCUGGCACUGGGAAAUCAGUUACCUUACUUCAUGGGCUCAGCUAUGCGGUCCAAAACCGGUGGAUUGUCAUAUACAUUCCCGAUGCCAAAUGUGUGGUAGAUGGACAAUACAGUUACGAAUACUGUCCUCGAACGGAGACGUAUCACCAAAACAGUCUAUCAGCAGAGCUCAUUCGGAAGAUCAUCGCCAUCAAUGAUCUCGAGGGAUUGACACUAACGAAAGGAUGCAAGUUAUUUGGGACGAAGGAUGAUCGGAUGGUCGAUUAUGAGGAAGAGAUACCCGCCGGGACGGGGUUAAAGAACCUAGCACAGCUCGGAAUUCAGAUGACCCAUCUGGCCCCGAACGUCCUGCAAAUCCUCUUCGAGGAACUUGCGGCUCAAUCGCAGAAACCCGUCUUCUUCGCCAUCGAUGGCGCUCAGAAUCUCUUCAAACCCUCCGAUUACGUCGACGGCUCGUUCCGAAAAAUCGAUAGUUUCGCCUUCAACGUCGCCAGACUCUUUUUAAACUUUGCUCGGGGCACUCAGAAAUGGUCCAAAGGACUCACCAUUCUGAGCUCCUCAUCUCAACAUUGUCCGACGAAAUCGUUGGCAUGGGACCGCUUGAUCAAGGACCGCCAAGACUCGAUCGUCGAUCGUGAGGCUUGGCCUGGCUGGGAGCAUUACCAGAAACUCAUCAAACCUAUCCAGGCGUAUCCUAACCUGGACGUCCAGAACUUGGACCGUGUCGAGGCUCUCGGCGUCGCUCAGUCCUUCGAACUCUCCCGCUUGGUCUUGGCUCCUCUAGAUGAUCGGGUAUUUCUUAGACAUUUUAUUUGUUCGAAUGGGAAUGUGAGAGAAUUUACGAGAGAAAUCAAAAAUCAAAUCAAAUUAUAGUACAUAAAUAUUUCAAUCCAAAAUACAUAACUCAGAUGAUUGCAGUAAUUUUUUCGAGGGGGUUGAAAACGGUGGCUUGCUUGUCUACACAUGUACACUGAUCGAUCGAUUACACAGCAACGAUGCUUUGGAGCUUGAUGAGGCAUGAGAAUGCUCCCUGCUUAAGUUUAUACACGCGUUGUUUGAAAACCGCGUGACUCGGACAAAGAAAGGCACGCCGAAGCUCCGAAAACAGAGGCUGCUGCCACAUCCAGC